AUGCCUUCCGCGAUAAGCAGUCAGUCGAGCGUCAAGCCUGACUCUUCGACGAUCGAUGACACCGAGCAAUCUUCCAAAACGGAGGAAGAUCCUCAUUUGGGCCUAUUACACCAAGUGUACGACUGGCUGCAGCACGAGAAGACCAGGCGCCAGGCUCGCAAGGCACGACGAGCUGAGGCUGUCUCGGCUACUACGGAGGACCCGGCCAGCGCUACGGGCGAGGAUCAACAGUCGGAAGAGCCCCACCACAGCUCGGAAAGCACGUUCUCUCUCGAUAAACUGGAGAAGAUCCUCCUUCAGUAUGGUGGCCCCGGAAAUACAAAUGCACUUGGUGCCCUCCAUUCCUUAAAGCGGGUGUCUCGCCGCCGCAAGGGUUUGCGACGGGGAUCAGCUUCGGAAUCUGAUUAUACGGACGUUGAAGCGCCUGUGCCGAGCGUGGAAGCUUGGCUCGAUAAUUCGAAGACUCUUGCCUACACGUCAGGCGAGGCCGCGGAUAAUGAGACUGAUGAUAGCAGCGCUUCCUCGAAGCGUGGCAAAGAUCGCGAGGCCUGGACCGUCUUCAAGACUGAGAUUGUGCGCCUUGCGCACACGCUGCAACUCAGGGGCUGGCGCAAGGUGCCGAUGGAGCAUGCCGAUGACAUCGAAGUUGUUCGGCUUAGCGGUGCCUUGACCAACGCCGUGUAUGUUGUGCGGCCGCCGAAGAACCUCCCUGCUCCAAAGAGUGAGAACAGAGCUGGCCCGCCAGUCUCAAGGAAGCCUCCGCCGAAGCUUUUGCUGCGCAUCUAUGGCCCUCAGGUGGAACACCUGAUCGAUCGCGAGAAAGAAUUGCAGAUUUUACGUCGUCUUGGUCGUAAAAACAUUGGUCCUCGCGUGCUGGGAACUUUCUUGAAUGGCCGCUUUGAGGAAUACUUUGACGCCCGUCCGUUGACACCGAAGGAACUUCGUCUCCCCGAGACCGCAAAGCAGAUUGCCAAGAGGAUGAGGGAGCUUCAUGAUGGCGUUGAGCUUCUCGAAGAGGAGCGAGAAGGUGGUCCGAUGAUCUUCAAUAACUGGGAUAAGUGGGUAGACCGUUGCGAGCAGGUCACUACCUGGCUUGAUAAAGAAUUAGAAUCCCCGCAAAAUGAGAUCAAGGCAGCUACUGAACCGUGGCGCCGACGCGGCUUUGUUUGUGGUGUGCCAUGGCCGCUGUUCCGUAAAGCCGUGGAGAGCUAUCGGCGCUGGCUGAUUGCUAGCUGCGGUGGUAUCGAUGACAUUAAGCGACAGCUCGUGUUUGCCCACAACGAUACUCAAUAUGGCAAUCUCCUUCGGAUGGAACCUGCCACGGAGUCACCUCUUCUUCUCCCUGCAAACGAGCACAAGCAGCUCGUCGUUAUUGACUUUGAGUAUUCUUCCGCGAAUACCCCUGGGCACGAAUUUGCUAAUCACUUUACUGAAUGGUGUUACAACUACCAUGACGAGGAAUUCCCAUGGGCGUGCAACAACCGCCUUUAUCCUACCCCCGAGGAACAGCGCCGUUUUGUGUUGACCUAUCUCACCCAUCGCCCAAUUGCCGCUGGCGGAUCCGCUUCGCCGGCCAUCCACGGCCGCCACGCAACCGCCAUCACGCCUCUGGAUCUUGAUGGAACUCCCGACGGGCCCAUCUCGCAGCAAGCGCAGUCCUUUGAAGAGGAACUGGAGGUUAGAGUGCGUGAUCUCAUGCGCCAAACCCGGUUGUGGCGAGUGAUGAACUCGGCGCAAUGGGUCGCCUGGGGUAUCGUGCAGGCGAAGGCACCAGGCAUGGAAGAGGGAAUUGCCGAGAUGAUUGCUGCUUCCAACCCCAAGAAUGGUCAUAUCGAGAAUGGUAACGGGGAGGCCAAGAAACCUGCAGUGGACGCUGAUGUCGACGAGGAGGACGGCUUCGACUACCUUGCCUACGCGCAGGACCGAGCUUUGUUCUUCUGGUCCGAUCUUCUGUCGCUGAACCUGGUCAACCCAGAGGAGCUGCCGGCGCCGAUGGUUGAACAUAUCCGGGCGCGGAUUGUUGAUUAUUGA
Molecule: messenger RNA, 2031 nt
Organism: Penicillium cinerascens
Lineage: Eukaryota; Fungi; Ascomycota; Eurotiomycetes; Eurotiales; Aspergillaceae
Exons: 4
Coding region: 1-2031 (676 amino acids)
Biological process (GO): phosphatidylethanolamine biosynthetic process; phosphatidylcholine biosynthetic process
Cellular component (GO): cytoplasm
Molecular function (GO): ethanolamine kinase activity; choline kinase activity
Source: RefSeq, a predicted model, not a curated record